AUGGCGAGAGAGGGCAAGGGACUGGGCGCUGGCAUACCAGACAAGGGCGUCGAAGUGCAGCUGCUGCUGUUCGAAUCGUUCGGCGGGUUCGGAAAGGGGGUCCGUGAGAUCCUCCGGAGAGCGGCGGACGUGCUACAGAACAAGCUGACGCGGGCCCAGUACCUCGAUGAGGUGACUUGGACCACCAAGAGCUGGCUGGGGCUGCAGAAGCAGCGCAUCUCAGUCGUUCUUCACACGGCCAUCGCAGAGCAGGUCGUGAAUGAGCUUGCCUGUGGCGGGGGUGGGCGGGUGCACGGAGCUAAGUGCCUCGCCACCCUCGCAGGAGUCGCUUAG
Messenger RNA from Emiliania huxleyi CCMP1516, 333 nucleotides. RefSeq lists its product as hypothetical. The record is from RefSeq and is a predicted model, not a curated record. The coding region runs from base 1 to 333 and encodes 110 amino acids. The transcript has 2 exons. NCBI's taxonomy places the organism in Eukaryota, Haptophyta, Isochrysidales, Noelaerhabdaceae.